Girardinichthys multiradiatus is the source of this 2486-nucleotide messenger RNA. RefSeq names its product ADP-ribosylation factor-like protein 16. The transcript has 5 exons. The coding region runs from base 136 to 564 and encodes 142 amino acids. Lineage: Eukaryota; Metazoa; Chordata; Actinopteri; Cyprinodontiformes; Goodeidae. Gene Ontology annotation, molecular function: GTP binding; GTPase activity. The record is from RefSeq and is a predicted model, not a curated record.
UUACCCGCUACAUCAGUGCACGAAAACGCAAAAUGAGCAGCAAAGAAGUGUGUUUACUUCUUGGAGCAACUGGUGUUGGAAAGACUUUAUUACUUAAACGCCUACAGACUGAUCAGUUUGCAUGGUUCGUGUGAAAUGGGUUCGCCUCCAUCCACUCUUCCCACAGUAGGAACCAACCUAACAGACCUGACCCUGAAAAAGAAGAAGGUGACGGUGAGGGAAAUUGGAGGCUGCAUGGGCCCCAUAUGGCCCAGUUACUUCCAGGACUGCUUCUCUGUCAUUUUCGUGGUGGAUUCAGCCAACAUUGUUCAGAUAUCCUCCUCCUGUAUCCAGUUGCUGUCUGUGCUCUCUGCUGAGCCUCUGCGCAAUGCUUCUGUGCUUAUUCUUUUCAACAAGAGGGAUAUGCCUUGCAUCAUGAGCCUUACAGAGAUAAAGUCACUGUUCAGAAUGGAUGACAUCAUCGCAUCGGCUCCUCAGCCUGUCACAGCGCUGGAGGCCAGUGCCCGCUCUGGGCAGGGUCUGCAAGAGGUGUUGAGCUGGCUGGAGUCUGUCGCCGUCAAGUGAAAAUGCAUUGGAUAUUUCUCUCCGAGAACUUGGAGAAGCCUUAUGGACAAUUACAUCAACAUUCCCAGUUCAAAGUAACAGCUUUGCUUUCAGGUGAUUUGAUGCCACAUUUAGACUCUAGAACAAUUAUGGGACAUAUCAAAAGAAAACAAACUGUGGGGGCCCCUUGGUUCCUUGAAUAAUAUACAAGAAAAUCUUGUAGGAAGGAUAAAUUUAGAGGGAGAUGUGUAAAAUUAUUUUUUGGAAGAAUUGAAUGAUUGUAUGAAAAAGUCAUGACAUUUAUUCAGUAACACGACUUUAGGUUUCAUUGCCAAUUAUCUUUUAUACGGGUCACUCCAACUAAUUAAAUUCUGGCCUGAUGAGCAGUGAUUUAACUGCAAGUUAAGAUUAAAUACAAUCUGAUCUAAAUAAGGAUGUGAGUUUGACUUAAACUUUUCCUCUUCAGUUUUAAAAGUUCAUAAAAGAGAGAAGAGCAGUAUAACUUAGCAAUAAAGACAAUGUACUUAAAGGGAGCCUACUACUGGUUCUCUAAGUUAGAAUUAAAAACUAUUGAAAGUCUGUUUUGCAUCUAAUUUUAAUUACCUGCUUUUGUAUAUAAUUAGAAUAUUGUUAUAAAACAUCCCAACUAUCUUUCAAAGAUAUGAGCGAGUAAGGAAAUUAAUAUUCAGAGAAAGACUCAAGAAGAAGUACAAAUGUUUGCUGAAGCAGUGAGAAGUAGGUCACAGUCGCUCCAAGAUACUGUGCUGCUUAGAGAGGAAACCAAAGUACAACUUUUCAUAUUUAUUUAUAGGCAAGAAAAUGAAGCCCACUGUGAAAAGUGCAGAGUUACAUAUAGCUGUGCUUAGACCUAAGAAUGGAUAAUUUCUUAAGUGUUGAUAAAAGAGUGCAAAAAGGGAAAUGUAUCACUAAAAUUAGGUUCUGGUUAAGUUCUUUCAGCAGAACAAUGACCUAAAUCACACAUGAAAUACAAAAAAGGGUUAUUGAGAAAAAAAUGGACUGAUUUAAAACUGGCUGUGGAUUAUUAUUGGGUUAAAUCCAAGGAGACCUCUUAAGGCCACUGAGAUCUGCCUUUACAAUAAGUUUUUCUUACCUGCAAACUUAAGAGCUUGGAUUAAAAACACAAUAUUGUGUGUGGCAAGAAUUAUCAGGUGGAGGAUGGUGCUCAAGUGGCUGUAAAACUAUUAAAAAGCCAUACAGGUGCAGCUCAAUAAAUUGAAUCUCAUUGAAAAGUGGAUUAUUUAGUAGGUCAAUUAAAAAAAACCUCAUAUAGUGCAGAUUUCAAGCAUUUAUUUUUGUAAAUUUCAAUAAUAAUUCCUUAGAGCUAAUGCAAAUCCAACAUAAUAUAACAAUUAAAAAAAUGUUUAAGUGUGGCUCAAUACUUUGGGAUCUUUUUCCUUCCACUCAACUUUCCAACAAUAUACUUGCAUAUAUCACUCUGUGCACAACCAACCUCUUUAGCAAGGAUCUUUUGUGACUUAUCCUCCUGUUGAGGAGUGUCAUUGACUGUCUUUUGGAAAACUUUCAAAUCAGCAGUCUACCUCAUGAUUCUUUUGUAGGCUAUAACAUGGUCAUGACAUAACAUUUCUGUAUUUAAAGUUGUUUUUUAUUUGGGUUUUCAUUAGCUGUAAGUUAUAAGCAUCAAAAUAAACCAGAGAAAUAAGGCUGAAAUACAUAAAUACGUGUUUAAUAAAUCUACAUGUUUCUUUUUUUAUUGUAAUUACUAAAAUAUAUGACCUUUUCAGUGACAUUUUAAUUUACUAAGGCACACCCAUUUCUGUGGCAAACAGUUUUUCACACCAUUAUCAGUGUUGGGGCAGAGCAUAAAUGUUUGUAUAUUUUUUGCCAUUAUAUGUGAUUUUGUAUUUAUUUCCUUCAUUGGUGUCUGGAAUGCUUUAUUUAAUUAAACUGUUGUUACCAAUUCA